Molecule: messenger RNA, 3328 nt
Organism: Anoplopoma fimbria (sablefish)
Lineage: Eukaryota; Metazoa; Chordata; Actinopteri; Perciformes; Anoplopomatidae
Gene: c15h14orf180
Product: chromosome 15 C14orf180 homolog
Exons: 11
Coding region: 481-1515 (344 amino acids)
Biological process (GO): positive regulation of Golgi to plasma membrane protein transport
Cellular component (GO): transport vesicle; plasma membrane; trans-Golgi network
Molecular function (GO): connexin binding
Source: RefSeq, a predicted model, not a curated record
UGCACCUGCGCACACUGCGGCCAAUCUAUCCCAGGAAGGAACUGGACAAUCAUUAAGAUACUAUUCACGACGUCUUCUGCGGAUUAAACACGGGGGAAGUGAGGGAAAUUGUGCCAGGAAAUACAGCUUUGCAGUUUAAUUGUUUUAAAUGUAAUGUGUCACUGUUGAAUGUGCGCCGGUUCAACACAUCAUUCACCACCAUUGUACUGAGACCAAAAGAAGCCAACCACCAGCUGUUUGAACGUCUAAAUACCAUUAACGUCACAGGGCCUGCUCACCAUUCAUUUGCAUUAGUCUGGUGUAUCGGCUUCCCUGGAAUCGGGAGCUGGGGAGAGUGUUUACUGAUCACACUGAUGUAUUUGUCUACAAACUCCGUAAGACAGACAAUCAAUAUUCCAAUUACAGUGGAGUGGCGAAGAGAGCAACGUCGACCGGUGGAGCUCUGAUGGGAGGAAGCGCUGGCUCUGGCUGGGACUGGGGAUGCUGAACAGGGGGAGGGAGGGCCUGUUUGAGCUGGGACAGCAGCUCCAGCAGCAGGGGGAGUAUCAGGCCGCCCUCCACUGCUUCCUCAGCUGCCUGUUGGGACUGACCCAUGUGCAGAGCUUCACCUAUUUGCCCAACUGCCUACACCAGAUUGCAGAACUCUUCAUCACUGAAAAGAACUAUGAGAAGGCCCUCCAGUUCAUCCAGGCAGAGAAAAUGUUCUAUGAGGUGGCAUUGAUCGAGCUCACCACUCUUCAUGGGAGCACAGGGCCUCAGGAGGAGGCUACGCUGGGCUCUGAAGGAUGGACAACACCAGAGGAGCUUUCGGAGCAGGCCUCCCAGGCACAGCACCUCGAACGGCUGGCCCAGCUCUGCAUCAUGAGCAAACAACCGCAUCUCGCUCUAGAAUACAGCGGUAAGGCUGCAAAGAUCCACCAGAGGGCCUUUGGUAACGACCAUCCCGUCACAGCCAGAAGCCUGGAGCUUAUGGCUACCGUCUAUGCUGAGAUCGGCAAGACUGAAUAUUCAGACUCCCUGGGUCAGUGUGUGUCUGCACUGUCCAAACGCUUUGCUGCUGCAGAGUCCAUCAGAGACACGGUCAACUGUAUUCCUCAUUCCCACCGGGAGAAACACUCAGAGGUCCGCCACAGAAAGGACUCCCACCACCAAGAGGAGGAUGCACUGAAGCCUAAGGUAACCAAUGACAAAGUCCCCACCUCCAUUCUGAAGAGGCCAAGUUCCAACUACGGGCCAGACACAGAACCCAACCACAGACGGAAAGGUGAACGGAGGGUUCGUUUCAGGGAGCCAGAGACCACAGUACAUGCCUAUGAGACGACACCGUCCCGCCCCCACCUCGCCCUGUUCACCUGCCUCUUCCUGCUGAUGUCAUUCCUGGGUGUGGCCAUGUACUGCACAGACCGGCGGCACCCACAGCGAGUGUGUGAGGAGCUGGAGGACGCUCUGUCAGUCUACGUGCUGCAUAUGAAACGGCUUCUGUGGGGUUGCUGGAUAUGGCUGACAAUGCAGUGACUUAGACCGACCACAGGUGGAGACACGGAGCCGCCUCUAAUUUUUUCAGAUCCAUCUUUUUUUCCUGUCUCUGAACGAGCCUACAAGGGCUAACAAACACCUCAGCCUUUUGGCAAGGCUCUGUACACCGUCUGUGGUGUUGAACUACUCUCGCAUCGACAAAUGGAAAAAUGUUUAAUCCCAGAAAUAUGUAGCUUCCAUGUCUUUAUGUACAAAUGUGCUAAGGUGGUGGACACGCCACUCCCUAUUUAAGCCAUGAUUUUGCACAUCUGCAACUUUGACUCUCACAUAUACCGCUCAUUGAAUCACAACAACCAUUCGAUCUUUCAUGUCACUGUAUGUAAGUGACCGUUUCCAUGGAAUGCAAAUAUUUAUUAAGUUUCAAAACAUGAUUUGUCUCCAUCAGAUAUUACACAUAACUGAAUGUGUAUAUAUGGUUCACUAUAAUAAGGACUACUCAAUAUUUAGCCUUGUAAUUGCACAAAAAUGAAUGUAGAGAAGUUUGGAGACAGCUUUGAUUUGCACAGCGCACAUUCGAGGGGAGGUGGACGGAAGCACAAAUGUGUGAACUGUUGGAUAAUUAUCUGUGAGAUGGAAAACACAGGGCUGCAUCACUUCACAGCACCAGGUUGAAUGACUAACAGAUGAGAACACCUCUUUCUUUACAGACUGUCUGGUCUUCUGUACGACUGACUGUCUUAAGCUGAUUUCUAGCUCCACUGAGGAGAAAAUCUGCAGCACAAUGUUAUGAAUUUUCUCACCUUAUCUAACGUCAAAUAGAAUAUACUCAUAAUGAAUGAAUACUAAUGCUUUUGACAGUGUUCCUCUUUAUAACGGCUUGAAUCCAACAAAAUGUCCUUGAUCCUAAAUGUUAUUUAUUCUUCUAUACUGUAUUUCUGCAUCACAAAAUAUCCAACUUUCCAUUACUUUAACGUUUUUAACUUUUUGUUACCGGUACAUUUCUAUUUAAAAACAGUAAUAUUCAGGUUUAAUCGUGAUGUCAAAUGCUCAUCAAGCUUUGGACAAAAAAAACAUUUUUAUCAAGUCCAUUGCCAUUAAUAUGAGGCCAAACACAAAUAUGACAGAAUCCGAUUCUGUUUGUUAUUGUAUGAGUCCCUUUAUCAAAUGAAGCAAAAAAAAAAAGUUCAACCACACAAAUUGAUUAAAGGAACCAAUGGGCACAGAGAUGCAAAUCCCAAAUACCUCUCAUUAUGAGCAAUAACACACAUCACAUGGUUUCCAGUAAAACAUUGUUCUUUAUAUAACAGGUUUCAGGGAACUCAGAAGGAAAGCACUGGAUUGAAGGUUUUGCAUUUGAAUGUCAAAGCAAUAUAAGGCUAAUAGCGCCUGUAUAGAAGAAAGAAACACUCUCUGCUCUGUACUGUCAAACUAUAUUGUCAUUAGCAAUAAAACAAUACCCAGUGAACCCAUGUCCUGCAUAUACCCAUUUAGCUUAGAAGCUGCAUAUCACAGCUGUCCAAAGGUUUAUGGUCACUUUGUAAGAAGUGCCUUUAUGGAGGGUUUUCUUAGUUCCUACCGUUUUAUGAUUUCAGUUGUUUUGAAUAAAACUGUCAUUGCCUAUCAAAGUCAAGGAGCUGAUUUGCUUUCUUCCUGUAAUCUCUGGCAAUAAGUGAGUGUGUGUUGUGUAUGGAACAGGGAGAGGUGCAUGCAGGUACUUUUUUGCGCCUACUCACAGUAAUACCGUAUAUAUUGGUUUGAAGCCUAUAAAGUGUGAAGGAGAAGCCUGAGUUACUAUUUGGCACAAAAUAGGAUUUUUUUUCUUUUUUUAAAUCUCACACAGAUUGCUAAAAGC